This is a messenger RNA of Paramormyrops kingsleyae, 1831 nucleotides long. Its product is annotated as ras-related protein Rab-8A. Gene Ontology annotation, molecular function: GTPase activity; GTP binding. The record is from RefSeq and is a predicted model, not a curated record. NCBI's taxonomy places the organism in Eukaryota, Metazoa, Chordata, Actinopteri, Osteoglossiformes, Mormyridae.
AAGCAGUAUCCGGGGGGGCCGGGUUUACGCAAACAUGGCGUCUCUCGGGCCCAAUUAGACCGCAACUUGUUUCCCCCUCUAGUUCCACGCAGGUCAUUGCAUUUGCCGGGCGGGAUUUCCGCAUUACCGAGUAAUAUGGCGAAGACGUACGACUAUUUGUUUAAACUGCUGUUAAUCGGGGACUCGGGAGUCGGGAAGACGUGUGUUUUGUUCAGAUUUUCAGAGGAUGCCUUUAACUCAACAUUUAUCUCCACUAUAGGUAUUGACUUUAAAAUUAGAACAAUAGAACUAGAUGGGAAGAAGAUUAAAUUACAGAUAUGGGAUACCGCUGGCCAGGAACGGUUCCGGACGAUAACGACGGCGUACUACAGAGGAGCCAUGGGCAUCAUGCUAGUAUAUGAUAUUACCAAUGAAAAGUCUUUUGACAACAUCAAGAACUGGAUAAGGAACAUUGAGGAGCAUGCAUCAGCAGAUGUGGAGAAGAUGGUCUUGGGCAACAAGUGUGAUGUUAAUGACAAGAGGCAAGUGUCCAGAGAACGAGGGGAGAAGCUGGCUUUGGAGUACGGCAUCAAGUUCAUGGAGACCAGUGCGAAGGCCAACAUCAACGUGGAGAAUGCAUUUAUGACGCUUGCCAGGGACAUCAAGGUAAAGAUGGACAAGAAAUUGGAGGGCAACACUCCACAAGGCAGUACCCAGGCCAUGAAGAUCUCAGAGCAGCAGAAGAAAAGCAGUUUCUUCCGUUGUGUCUUACUGUGAGAACUGUAGCCUUAAUGUCUGCCCCAAGGCUGGACGUAACUGGACUUCGCUUGCUCAGAGCACUUUCCUUCCCCUCUAGCUCUUCUGCUCUCCGUAAUCCUUUGUGCUGCCUCCCUUUGUGAUAACUAACUGACCGUUUGUCACUCCUCCUACCCUCAGUCCUCGCUUCAUCAUAUUUUACUGCUAUAUGUGCACAGCAAGAACCCAGAUGUAGAGAACUCUUCUCCAACCAUAAUGCACGUAGACGGCUGUCACUCACGCCUUUCUGUUCUUCUGAAAGUCUUCCAGAAUGCUGCCCAGUGCUCUGUAUCAACAAACCCCAAGUCUAUUCAGGCCACUUUAGUUUGCCAGUAAGGUUCUGGCCUUGAAAUUUGUGUUACUGUCAUUUGUGUUCUGUGUUUCCUUACCUAGAAAAACUUACCACUUACUCUUGAGUUGUUUUAAGAUGGGUUGACAUCUCCCUCAAGUGUGCACUUUUUAUGUCGUCUUCUUUCAGAUCAGGGAUGUGAAGGUUUUUUUAUUUUUUAAAUCAGUGUAUAACAUUGUAUUAGGACUGAUGUACAUCUCAUUAUUUGAUCCAUUUGUUUUGUUGUAUUUAUUUUUUUGAUUUGAAAAUGACUUAUCGCAGCAAUUUCUUAAAUGCAAGUAUAAUUUUUAAAUGACAUUCCUUGACAAUCAGUUGGAUCCUAUUAGCUAUCCAGUCGAGUUGCCAUUCUCCCGCAGUACAUUUACCUGCUAAACUCCAGUAGCUCUUCCAUCUAUCUGUUUUGUAGCUUACAUCCAUGCCUGCAGAUGUGCUUGAUAGCGGAUCUUCACUCACUCAUUCUCUAAAAUAAACCAUGUUUUGACAGUGAUUUGUCCACUAUACCCUUUGUUGUUUCCCCCCAUUUUAUUUAAAUUUAUGACAUCAGUUUGUUGGCCUUAUAAGACUCUUUGUACCUUGUGUCCAGUACUUGACAGUCCAGAGCAAACCCCUCCAUCCAUCUGUAUGUCAGUGCUGAAGGUUGUCAUUCUUGAUGAAUGAGCCUAGAUAUCUUUUGUACAGGCAAUAAUAAAUGGUGUUAUACUUACCAUG